GCGCCGGGGACGGAGGCGGCGGGCGCUGGGCCCCCGGCGCGCCGAGCCCGACAUGAGGGCGCGCGCGCUGCUGCCGCCCGCGCUGCUGACCUGCUGGCUGCUCGCCCCGGUGAAUAGCAUUCACCCAGAAUGCCGAUUUCAUCUGGAAAUACAAGAGGAGGAAGCAAAAUGUGCAGAACUCCUGAGGUCUCAAGCGGAAAAGCACAGAGCCUGCGGCGGCGUCUGGGACAACCUCACGUGCUGGCGGCCGGCUGACGUGGGGGAGACGGUGACCGUGCCCUGCCCGAAGGUGUUCAGCAAUUUCUACAGCAAAGCAGGAAACAUAAGCAAAAACUGCACCAGUGAUGGAUGGUCAGCCAUGUUUCCAGACUUCGUGGACGCCUGUGGCUACAGCGACCCGGAGGACGAGAGCAAGGUCACGUUCUACGUCCUGGUGAAGGCCAUUUACACCCUGGGCUACAGUGUCUCUCUGAUGUCCCUCGCAACCGGAAGCAUAAUUCUUUGCGUCUUCAGGAAGCUGCGCUGCACCAGGAACUACAUCCACCUGAACCUGUUCCUGUCCUUCAUGCUGAGAGCUGUCUCCGUGCUGGUCAAGGACGACGUGCUCUUCUCCAGCUCCGGCACCCUGCACUGCCGGGACCAGCCGUCCUCCUGGGUCGGCUGCAAACUGAGCCUCGUCUUCUUCCAGUACUGCACCAUGGCCAACUUCUACUGGCUGCUGGCGGAGGGGCUGUACCUGCACACGCUGCUGGUGGCCAUGUUCUCCCCCGGCAGAUGCUUCCUGGCCUACCUCCUCCUCGGAUGGGGCAUCCCCACCGUCUGCGUGGCGGCGUGGGCCGUGGCCCGGCUCCAUCUGGAAGACACGGGUUGCUGGGAUACGAACGAGCACAGGGUUCCCUGGUGGGUUAUACGGAUACCGAUUCUAAUUUCCAUUAUCGUGAACUUUGUCCUUUUCAUCAGUAUUAUAAGAAUUUUACUGCAGAAGCUAACGUCCCCGGACGUCGGUGGCAACGACCAGUCGCAGUACAAGAGGCUGGCCAAGUCGACGCUCCUGCUCAUCCCGCUGUUCGGCAUCCACUACGUGGUGUUCGCCGUGUCCCCGGUCAGCGGCACCCGGUUCCAGAUCCUGUUCGAGCUGUGCCUCGGCUCCUUCCAGGUACGUGCGCGCAGCGGCGGCCCCGCGCGGGCCGCGCCGCCUCUGACGGCGCCUUCUCGCCCGCAGGGCCUGGUGGUGGCCGUGCUCUACUGCUUCCUGAACGGCGAGGUGCGGUGCGAGCUGAGGCGGAAGUGGCGCGGCCGCUGCCGGGCGCCGCCCGCGGGCCGGGAUUACCGGAUCUACAGCACGUCCGCCUCCCGCCACGGCUCGGAGGGCGCCCUGCGGCUCCCCCGGGGCUCCCGGGCCCAGUCCUUCCUGCAGACGGAGACCUCGGUCAUCUAGGCCCCGCGCGGACGCAGCCGGAGACGCAGGGUGCCCUGUGGCCGGACGUGUGUUUCUUGGUUUAAUCGGGCGGCCAUUCAUGAAUCCCACGUGUGGACCUGGGGUUGUGUGGAAACCGACUGGGUUUAAAUGCCAAUUAUGAUUAAACUCCAGCAUUUAGA
Molecule: messenger RNA, 1599 nt
Organism: Lemur catta (Ring-tailed lemur)
Lineage: Eukaryota; Metazoa; Chordata; Mammalia; Primates; Lemuridae
Gene: VIPR2
Product: vasoactive intestinal peptide receptor 2
Exons: 12
Coding region: 53-1438 (461 amino acids)
Biological process (GO): cell surface receptor signaling pathway; adenylate cyclase-modulating G protein-coupled receptor signaling pathway
Cellular component (GO): plasma membrane
Molecular function (GO): vasoactive intestinal polypeptide receptor activity; G protein-coupled peptide receptor activity; peptide hormone binding
Source: RefSeq, a predicted model, not a curated record